This is a messenger RNA of Epinephelus moara (kelp grouper), 1794 nucleotides long. Its product is annotated as sialomucin core protein 24-like. NCBI's taxonomy places the organism in Eukaryota, Metazoa, Chordata, Actinopteri, Perciformes, Serranidae. The transcript is spliced from 4 exons. Bases 140 to 904 code for a protein of 254 amino acids. The record is from RefSeq and is a predicted model, not a curated record.
CAGCAAAUCAACACUAGCUGUUCCAGGUUUAUAGGAAGUGGAGAGUCAGCCGUGACAUGGAGGCAGACGCACUGCCAGCAAGGUGAACUGAGCCACUGUUUUCACUGACACAAACAAUCAAGUACAGGACUUAACGGCCAUGGCUACCAUCUUUGCCACACUGGCUUGUUACCUUCUGGCCCUCUCUUUUGUUGCGGCACAAACAAAUUUGACUGUCACACCUACAAUAACAACCCCUGGCUUAAACCUGACACACACAACGGUAACUUCAUCUAACUCUACUGUUCAUGUAACUGUUAUCUCAAACGUGACUGAGAACACGACUCCUUUAACCAACACGACCCGGGACAAUGGAACAUUCACCACGACUACAACAGCUGCGACUGCGAGCACAAGCCAUCUCCAGACAUCUCAGCCAACAACCAUCAUGACUCCACUAACAAACAGUACAUCACAGAUGACCACAACAGCUGGCAAUCCAACAUCUACUGCAUUGACAGUGCCAACAAUACAGACCACAGCAGGUUACAUAAGCACACCUGAUACUACAGUCAUUACGACUGCAAAUUCAUCACACACUGUCAACACCACCUCAGAUUCAAUGUACAGAACCACAGAGGGUUUGGGACUAAACAUGUCAGACAAGAACAUGACUAUUCUCUUUAGUGUUGUACUUGGAGUGUUUGCUCUGGCACUGGUUGGGUUCAUGUUUCACAGAUGCAAACAUAAAAUCCAGUACUUCCAUCAACCUCUUCACAACACUGAUGACACGGCAGAUACGUUUGAGGCAGACGACGACACACUCGUAAUUUCUGGAGGACUUUAUGACGGCCAUCCAAUAUACGACAACAUGCCGCCAGACCCACCAGACCAAUCUCAAUUCCGCCUCGAGUUCCUUCAUUAAGAAGAGAGUUCCUACAGUCUGAGAUGUCACCUUUGGUGCUUGACAGGAUGGACUAAAUCAAUUUUCCUUAUCCACUCAUUCAUACAAUUCCAAGACUGAAAUUUCACCCCUGUGAAAUUUAACUUCUUGAUGUGAGGCUGAUGGCAAGGAGGAAGGGAGUAUUAUGAUGGGCAGAACAUUCAAACGAGGACAAUGCUGAUCCAUUUAAACAUUACGUUUACUUACAUCGCUGUUGAUACCAGGAUACAUAAAUAUAUUAAAUAUAUUAAGACUGGAAUACAGAACUACACAGUUUCCCCACACCAACAACAUACACUUGUGCAGAAUGAAUGAGAUUUCAUGUGAACACCACUAAAGAUGAAUUAUUCAACACAACUGUGCUACAACAAACUGAAUACUUUCAAAGCACCUGAAAGCAUAAAGCGUGACUCUACAGUAACUUAAAACCUUGAACAUCCAAACCCAAGACCAACUUGCUAAAAUGUAGGAACAUGAACACCUAAAUCAAUCUGUUGUUAAAAAUACUGAUACUCUGAUGCGUAACGAUUUUUUCUUUGCAUUUUAAGAAAAAAAAAAGGCCUGUUAUUACUGUAAAUACUGUCGAAUUUAUCUCUAACAUUGCUAUAUAUGUCUGUGAAGAAGUAAGAAUUUGAACAGCUAAAUCAAUCUGUUGUCAACAAUACUGUCGAACUGAUCCACAUCAAUUGUUUUUAUGCAUGUGAAGAAAAAAUGGCCUGUUAUUACUGUAAAUACUGUCUGACUGAUCCCUAACAGUGCUACAUGUCUGUGAACAAAGAAUAUGAACACCUAAAUCAUUCUGUUGUCAACAAUACUGUUUAACUGAUUCAUAACGAUUCCUUCUUUGCAUGUCAAGAAAUAAAAUUAGCCUG